AUGCCGGUGGAGACCCUGCAGGCCAGCCGCCACCCCGCCGUGGCCGUGGGGCCCUUCACCUCGGCCAUGCCUUUCCGCAUCCUGAACAAGGGCCCUGAGUACUUCCGCCGGCAGGCGGCCCCUGGCCCCGCCAGGAAGCCCAGCGCCGUGGAGAGGCUGGAGGCCGACAAAGCCAAGUACGUCAAAAGCCGGCACGUGGCCACCACCAAGCAGGAGCCGGUGAAGCCCCGCUCCCUCAAGCAGCCCCUUUUCACCCCGGGGGUGCGGAGGGCCAUGCUCACCCCUGGCCGCAAGGCCCCGCAGGGAGGGCGCCGGGCAGACGUCUGCGCCGGCAAAACCUCCCUGAACUUGGAAAUACUCAACAACCUGAUCAACUUUUGCGACGGCCCUGUCCCAUUCCCCAAACCAGAGAGCCCCCUGGAGAAUAAGUGGAUGCCGGAGCCCCACGGCAGAGCCCCGGGAAGCCUGCCGGCCACCCCCACAAAAAAGGGACCCGCGGAGGGAAUGAGCAAGCUCUCACAAAGCUCGGCCUCCUCCAAGUCCCCCAGCACCGUGGCCGUGCGCAGGGUGGACGUCCGGCCGUGCUCAGCACUGCGCAUGAGGGUGACCCCGACUAUCCAGUUGACCCCUGUCCCCACGUCUCCCACCCAUGCCCGGAUCCCGUCCACCUGCUCCCAGAACUCCCCGAGUCCCUGCAGAGAGCUGUGGCCGGACAGCGCCAAGCGCCAGACCCUCCUGCACCGGUCCAAAUCGGACCUGAGCGACCGGUACUCGCGGGCCACGGCCGACCUGGAGCGCUUCUUCAACUACUGCGGCCUGGACCCAGAGGAUGUGGGAGGCCUGGAGGUGGAGCGCUUCACGCGGGCCAGCUCCGACAUCGUCUCAGUCAAGUUCCACAGUGUCAGCACUGCCAGCUCGGAGGGGACCCGGUCCCGGCGCAGCACCAUCACCCUGGAGGAGAGGCAGGCCGAGCGCAUGCCCUAUGGGAUCUCCGUCAUCGAGCGCAACGCCCGGGUCAUCAAGUGGCUGUACGGACUCCGGCAGGCGAAGGAACCUCAAAACGUCUCCAACGUAUAG
Euleptes europaea (tarantolino) is the source of this 1077-nucleotide messenger RNA. RefSeq names its product family with sequence similarity 110 member A (gene FAM110A). NCBI's taxonomy places the organism in Eukaryota, Metazoa, Chordata, Lepidosauria, Squamata, Sphaerodactylidae. The coding region runs from base 1 to 1077 and encodes 358 amino acids. The transcript has a single exon. The record is from RefSeq and is a predicted model, not a curated record.